CAUGCAAUUCUCCGCUGCAAGAACCGGGGGCGGCCUCCAACGACUUGUUAUUCGCUUCUUAUUACUCAGCAUCGUCUCAAAUCAAUCCCCUCCACCCAAACAAACCACACACAGUUUUGGACUCUUGUUCACUGCCAGACUUGCCAGAGGGUGGGUGUGUCGGGCCCAAGCCACCCUGGGCUGGGCUGGGCUGAGAGGCGACUUCAGCCACGUCUGAGACUGGAGCGUUGGUCGUUGCGUCUCACUAUUUUA
This is a messenger RNA of Colletotrichum navitas, 252 nucleotides long. RefSeq lists its product as uncharacterized. Lineage: Eukaryota; Fungi; Ascomycota; Sordariomycetes; Glomerellales; Glomerellaceae. The record is from RefSeq and is a predicted model, not a curated record. The annotation marks the transcript as partial. The transcript has a single exon.